This is a messenger RNA of Pocillopora meandrina, 9718 nucleotides long. The record is from the annotation of a GenBank genome assembly. NCBI's taxonomy places the organism in Eukaryota, Metazoa, Cnidaria, Anthozoa, Scleractinia, Pocilloporidae.
AAAUGGCGACCUCCUUUCAAGGUUGACCACAUUGUUAGCGAAAAAUGAGUAAACGAAAAGCACCUGAGCAGAAUCCAAACAGUGAUUUUUGUGAUUUCCUUAUCGGUGAGUCCUUCCUUUAUUUGAAAAUCAAAAUAGUUUAUAUUUGUUUUUUUUCUCUUGGAAACAGUGCAUACUGAUUUUGGAGAUCGGUAUAUUUGACUUAGCGCCUGCAGGCUAAUUGACAAAUAUUGAAAACAAAUAUUCGGUUUCUUUUGAAGAGCUUGCAGAAUACGAAAAGAACGUGUCAAGGCAGAUACACAAGCACAAUGCAUACCGGUGGGUAUAUGAAAAGUUAUGAUUAUUUUUUAAAUUUCAUAAAUUUCUCUAUGAAAUGGUAUUGAUUUUUUAUGUAAAUAAUUUUGGAAGCUUUGCUCUAAUGACAUUCCAUCAUUAUUCCUUUUUGCAGAGUGAAAAUAAGCAUCUAAUACUGUUAAUGCCUUGUGGUUUUGUACCAUACAAUCAAUUCAAUGUUGGGUAAAAUUUCUGCACAGCCCUGUACUACAUUAUGCAUUCAAUUCUUGGAUAGAGAAAACAAUGACAAAAAACAAUACAUUGCCAUUGGGAAAACAUAUUUGUUUUACAAUAGUAUGGGGCUGUGUGGAAAUUUUACCCAAUGUUGUACUAUGGCAAACAAAAUCUUUUAUAACAGGGAAAUUUAGUAUUAUCAACUGGGUUAAUAAUGUAAAUUAGCCACCUUAAAGAGUUGUUUAGAUGGCAUUUCAAGUGUUAGCCCCUCUCCCACCAACGCAGCACCACUGUUUCUUAGGAAACUUACCCACUUUAUUCAAAAUAUUUUACAUAAAAUUAUAUAUUAUCUGUUUAUGUAGUGCUUGAGAGCCUCAUUGAAACAGUAUGUGCAAAUUAUCAAAAUCAACCAUGGAUCAUGCUAAAGAAACUCUUGAUUAUUCAACCAAUUCUCAUUGUCAGCACCUUGGGAAAUAUAUAGUGGAUGCUAUCGAGAAUGUGGAUAAUGAUGUUAGGGGGUAAAGGGUUAAAUAGUGGCUCAAGGCCUUACUUGAACCUCAAUAUUAUUGAAAUAUUUUUGGUUUUCUCCAAAGUUGGUCAAAUAUUUGAAAUAACCAAUUAAUGAUAUUUUAUGUUUAAUUUGAUUUGUGUUGAUAUUUAUAUGUUAAUGACCUAUUUUUCUUCUAUGGGAAUGCCCUGAAGCUUUGAUUUUAUGACUGAGUGGUUAUUUUGUCAUGAGGAAAUUUUAGUUGAUAAGUUUGAUAAAAGGUUGACAUAGUUCUAGUGGGUGAAAUUUUGAAACAGAUUAGGUUGAUGAAGAAUACAAUCUUACAUUUUUACUCAACAGCCAUUCUGAAGAGAAAAAAAAAACUGGCUCAGAUAGAAGAGAAUGAAGACCAAUCCUUUCAAAGUUCAAAUACCUCUAUCUCUUUAUGCUUGAUUAUAUGAAACACCGGGCUUCAAUCUUGGUUUUCAGAUUGGUUGUGAAAUGGCUCAUGAAAAGUUGUUGUCUCAUCUCAGGGACACAUUCAGGAAACCUUUAUGGUUUGGGGGAGGGAGGCAACUAACUUUUGACUAACCCACAUCUCCUUCCUUCCCCUCAAACCCCCCCCUCCCUUCCUUAAUUUUUUCACUUCUGUCAGCAUCUAUCUCUAAGUACCAAUAUCCUUUAAUCCAGGAAAGCUGCAUCAGUAUUAGCAAAGCACCCAACUCGCAUAAAAAAUGGACAAGAAGCACGUCAAUUGGUAAGCUACAGGUUUGCAUUCAUCAAUUUCUGAAAACCAAAAGUAUGGAAAAGAAUUAGUUCUAGAAAAGUCAGCUCCACUUUAAAGGUCUAUAUGCACCUGUUUUCAAUUGAUGACUGUUGUACCUAAGACAUGGAACGCAGCUUGAAUUAAAGACUUGUUGAGGAAAGACAGUGAUCAGCUUAACAGAGCAAAUUUGAAUUGAGUUAUUGAGGUAAUUUAGGAUUGGAUUGGUUUUGCUUUACUUUGCUUGAUCUGUAAUUGGAGGGCUCAGAGCAAGAACAAUCCCUUGAUUUUUCGGCCAUUUUUGAAAGUGUCCACAUGCCAAAAUUCAACUACUUCUGAACACUUUCAAAAAUGGCCGAAAAAUCAAGGGAUUGUUCUUGCUCUGAGCCCUCCAAUUAACCAAGAAAAUGUACUUAUGCCACCUUCUCAACCAAACAGAUGCAAAACUUAUUAUAAACAAGCGUCCACUUGGUAAAUUGAAUUUUUCUGUGCUCCAAGUUAGUAGCUUUUCUUGCUUUGAGUUUUCAUCAGCUCAUUUCAAUAUUGGUCUUUGCCCUUUUUUGGCUGUGAUUUCUAUGGUUUGGUUUUACUACUCGCAAUCAAUCUUUGUUCUAUUAUCAAUGGGUACUGCACUAACUGUAUUAUCUAUUAAUUAAAGUUUGGAACCGGGAUUAAAUUUAUUCUUACCAUCAUUUUAUCAAUGUACUUUUCUUAAACUUACGAUGUGCCAGCCUGGGAUUGGAGAUAAAAUUGGGAAGAAGAUAGAUGAGUUUAUCAAAACAGGAAAGUUGGAAAAGCUUGAAAAGGUAAUCAUGAUUAGACACCAUGCAACAAUCUUUUUUUCUAAGUCUGUUUGUUCAAAGCUGGGUUUAGACAACCCAUAUUAGUGUGAAAUCUGAUUUGAGAUCAGAAAGCUUAAAAAAAAACAAAUUCAGUACAAUUCUUUUGUUUACAGUUUGAUGAUUGGAUGCAGCAUAACAAAUAGAGAGAAAUAUCCGAAAAAAACUUUUGAAUAGAGGAAUAACCAAACCAGGAUUAAAACUUUAACCCUGGGUUAGCUAGGGGUUUCAAUGGCAUUCUUGGAAAGUGACUGCCAAUGAUGUAAUUGAUGGCUGUAUGGAAAGGUGAAACCCGAGCACAAGAGCCUGCUCUCAUGCUAAGCAGACAGUGGUGACAAUUGUCAUUGCUGGCGCUAGCUUGCCUGUAACUGGCUUUUGUUGAAACUGUUGGUUAGUGCAAUCAGCCUUUGAACAACUGAGUGUAGGUUUUAAAAGUCAUAUUCAACUUGUAAUAAGUAUUCAUAAUCAUUACAGAUUGACUCUAACACCCCCCCUCAACUUCGGCUUCUUAUCAAGUAUCCCCAACACAUGAGCCAAUUGGCCCAUAGGGUGCCUGUACUUUCCCUGAUUUUCAUAGUGUGAAAGGACUAGGAGUAUUGUGACUCUUCCCUGGAUGGGAUGCCUCUCCUCCUGCCUGCCUCCCUCAUGCUUCCUUGACAGUUCACUGGUACCAUUAAUAUUUCAGGAUAGAGAGAGGUGUAGUGACAGUCCAGAAUUUAGUGUCUUACCCAAUGAUACAAUAUUGGAAAGCAGUGAAAAGGCAGGCAACCAAAAAUCAGGGGGGGCCAGGCAAAGAAAAAAAUUAGCCAGACAACAACUCAACUAGGUUCCCCUCACUGAAAGUUUUCUCUUUUCCUUGCCCCACUUUUUGCCAACACCCCCUCUGACCCCCUCCCCCACCUCCUUAAACUGAGAGCCUGGAACAAGCAAACACGACACUAUGACCUCAAUCAGGGCUAGGACCCAGACCUUUUUAUCUGUCUCUUGGCUAUUGUAUUUUUAAAGAUUACUGCUGCUUUAUGUGAUUCUAAAAUUUUUUCAGAUAAGAGCAGAUGACAGUACCAAAGCCAUACAGGAGCUGACAAGAGUGUCUGGUAUUGGGUGAGUGAUUUUUACUAUAACAUUUCUGGUUUGAGAGGUUAGAUCAGUUUUAAACUUGAAUUGCAUAACUUUAAGUUUGCUUUAUGAAAAAUGUAAAUAUCAGACUGAACCGAUGUUUUAUAUUUCAAAUUAUUUUGUAUUUUGCUUAGGUGCACACAAUGUAAUUAUUAUUGAUAUUAACUGUUAUUUACAGGUCACAUGGUAAACUUUUAAUUUGGUUCACAAAAGGGAACUUAAGAAAAAUUGCAUGCAGUGAAAGAUAACCUUUUUUUUUUUUUUUUUUUUUUGUAUGCAGGCCUGCUGCUGCACGCAAGUUUGUAGAAGAUGGAGUGGCAUCAGUAGAAGGUAGCCUAAGCUUACAAGUAAAGUGUCAAUCAACUGCAGCCUACAGCAGGCUGAUACUUUGUGCAUGUUUCAUAAAACUAAUGUAAAAGACCAGCAAGGGUUUAAUGCUUUAUUCAAAAAUGACAUAGGUUAAGUCUCUUAAGCAAGAAUGGGAAAACUCCUUUAUUGAUAAUUUAACUUUAACAACUUUUGUCGGGUUGCAUGGUUUUCAAAACUGCAAUACUUUGUGGUAUACUGUUAUACCAUUCUGUUAUUUUUUUUGUAGGAUUGAAAAAGGUUCAAGAACGUCUUAAUCACCACCAGAAAAUUGGACUCAAGUAAGUGACAUGUAAACUGAAGUUAACGCACAAUGAACUACUUAAUAAACUAGUAUUUUUAAGUCCUUUACAUUCAAGUCAUGUAAUGGUACUAUUGUCACUCUUGCAAUUAGACAAUUUAGGAAAAUUUAUUUUCUCAGACAUACCAAAGUUACUGUUAAAUUAAAUCUGAAUGUACUUUCAGAUAUUUUAGCUAAACUUCCCUCCUUAAUGACUAUAUAAGUACCACUUUUUUUAUAUAAUUUUAGAAUUUUCUUUUCCUAUUUUGGUUUCUGAGGGUUACUUAUUUUAGAGCAUAAUUAGCUCCUUGUGGACAAUUUUUCGAAAACAUGCAAGAAACAUGACUUCUGUGUUUAUUUGAUGGCAGAACGAAUAAAUGUGAAAUUACUCUGAUUUUGAGUUGCAGCUUUCAGAAAGUCACUUCUUUUGAGGUGUUGCUACCUUUGAAAAGUUUUUGCGAACAGUUUUGCAAACAGUAAUCACAUUCUUUCACUAAGUUCAGUGGGUGUUUGCAAUGAGAAUUCUAUCAAUUUUUUAAAUUAGAUAUCUCGAAGAAUUUGAGAAGCGCAUACCACGAGAUGAGAUGCUGCAACUUCAGGUAAAUACAUGUGGAUGACAGAUCUGGUAGAAUGAUUGAGCAAACCUGACUUUAGAUCUUUCUAAUCUCCUUAAAAGAACAUGUCAGCUUAGACCUUGUAACUUUGAGCUAGUUUUAGAAUAAUGUGGUUUCUUCACUCUUAGUCUUAUGACCAUCUCCUCAAACUUUCAAAAUUUCUCAAAUUUUCAAGCCAAAAACUGCAUUUAAUUUUCUCUAUUGAUUUUCUAUCCUCUUCUUGUUUUUGUUUGCUUGUUUGUUUGUUUUUUAAGGUGUGUAUCUUCUUUCCCACAAAUGUGUCCAACAUGUCGUAAUUUGUCAAAACUUCUUUUGCCUCCCAGGAAAUAAUCUUGAAGAAAAUAGAAAAGUAUGACAAGAAUGUUGUCCCAACAGUUUGUGGAAGUUUUAGGAGAGGUAAUUACAGUAAGAAAAAUUAAAGAAAAUGUCAUCAACUUCGGGCUAAAGGAUCUCUUAUUUCCUUAACUCCUGUGAGUGACCAAGACAGAAUUUCUCCUUACUUUAUCUGAUACAAUAUCAUGUGGACAAGUGAUGAGAAUAAAGAAAAAUAUCAAUUAUGGGAUUACUGAUGGAUCCAAUAUUAAAUUCUCCAAACUAACAUGAUGAGAAUCAUUUGGUAGACAGUAAGGAGAAUUUCUAAUGAGAUCUUGGAGUUAAAAGGUUAAAGGUGCUGAAUAUCAAUGGUACAUACCUUGAAACAGGUUUCCACUGAAAUGGCUCAUGCACUUUGUAAGCUUAGUCUUCAUGGGUUCAGCAGGAAAGAAGACAUUCAUGAUAACCUAGUUGUGACCUUAUGAUAGAUUGCAUUCUAAAUGAGUACCAUGGAACCAAACCUAACGUGAUCGUUGCCGCCUCAGAGAACCGACAAAUUUUUGUAUAACUAACUCAAAGUGAAUACAUGUUAACACGCGCGAAUAUGUGAAUAACCAAGAAUCAGUUGACUUUCGUUUUGCACCUAAAUUGGUGACAGGGUUAGCAAGUUGCCCACUACAGCUGUCUUAGGACGAAGUGAAGCAAAAUCAGUGCAAUUUUAUAUGGUUUUUUUGGCCCUCAAAUGAAUUGGUGGUCUCAUGACAAACCCAUGCACUUGUCCUUCAACCGGAGCCACUAAGCCCUUCUAUUUUCUAAUUUACAAUUUCAGGUGCCUCUUCUAGUGGAGACAUUGACGUAUUAGUGACACACCCUUCGUUUGUGUCUACCGAUACCGACUUUGACAAGGUGAGAGAUUUAAAUAGUGAAGGGAGCGUCUCCUUCGUUGUUCGAAAUAUAAACGGUAUUAACCUUGAAUGUGACGCUGUAACCAAACUUUAGAAUUUCGCAGUUGGAUAUCUUCGAAAUGGUUCUUUGCUCUUUGAUUCUGGGUCAAACUGGAAUUUUUUAAUUCAAUUUUUAGAAAGAUCGGGUUGAUCGGGUUCUUUGAAAUUUGAACAUGCUAUCAAUGUCAAAAUUUCGUGUAAACUUUUUAAGAGCAGACAUGAAAAUUAUGUGGUUUCUGGACCAUGCUCCUCCUUUUAACUCAUAAUUAAUGCUAAGUUCGUAUCGAACCUGGGCUAAUGCGCCAUCCACCCUCCCAUCUCAAAGUUCCACUAUAAUUUUUUCCUUUGCAAUAAGCUUCAUUUUGUUUUUUUAUAUUAUGAAAUUAAAAUAUUUUUCAAUUUUCAAUUGCAGAAGGCUCUUCUGAGUGGUAUCGUUGACACGCUGACUAAAGCGGGCUUUGUGACAGAUUCAAUAUCCCUCGGUGAUACUAAGUUUAUGGUAAGGAUUCCACUGCAGUAGUAUUUGCAAAUCUUAUUGAACAAACCUCUAGAACAACAAAGGCUGUUAAUGCUCCCUUAAGCAUUCCCAAGCAAUCUCAAAUAAAUGAUGAAUUUUUGCAUAAGUCCAUCUAAAACCCUUCCGUACUUUUAUCUGUUAUUUCUUUCCCCUUAAUUUUUUCCAUUUCUUUGUGUUUCAUCACCUUUUAUGAUCACCUUUUCUCUCUUUUUCUGGCCGUUUCUUUGGUUGAUAAUACCUCGAUGCUUUCGUGUCUUCGUCCCUUCGUGCCUUCGUGCUUUCGUACCUUCGUGCCUUCGUCUAUUGGUGUCUCUUUGCGUUCUCCCAUUCGUCUCUCCAUCCGUUCGUUUCUUCGAGCGUUAAGGCCUUUUGUGCCUUUGUGGCUUGGUCCUUUGCAUCUUUGAUCCUUUCGUAUUUACUCUUCCUCAAUUAUAUCCAAAAACUUUAUUUUCUUUGGUUGAUUACCUGUUGUUCAAGCCAUUUGAUCAAAAUGUGCACUUGCAGUGUGUAGCACGCACGCGGAUAAACCUUUCGGCUGAAGAACUUACCUUGGUAGAUCAUAGAAAGUGCAGUUGUCAGUGAUGAUUCAUUACUUUGAUAGGGGGUCUGUAUCCUACCGAAAUCAGAAAAACCAUUACAUAGAAGGAUUGAUAUCAGGUACGGAAACGAUUGUCUCGUGAUUUAGAACUAGAUUUUUAUUAGCAUAAACAAACUUAUUCAUGCCAAUUAAGAUUUUCAAGCAGAGAACAUCGAAAUUUCCUAGGUCGUUUAGGAAAAAAGGUGAAUUUCUGUUUCAGGAUGAAGCCCUCUUGGCACCAUUUAGAAAAACCAACGUUUAGUUUUUGUAAGUGCCAACCGUCCACAAGUUCAUAAUGUUGACAAGUUAACCCUUUAAGCCCAAAGGGUGACUAGUUUCUAAUUUCUCCCAACAGUAUCGCCCCUGAAUCACACAUUAAGGUCGUGAGAAUAAAGGAAAUGAUCACUAAGUAAAGAAAAUCUCGAUUAUUUAACAAAUUAUCCUUGUCGGCAUCUUUGAAUAUUCAUUGAGAGUAAAACCUUUCUCUAAUGCCUCGUGUCGCAUUCUUCUGUUAAAUUCGUCACUGCCAUACUACUUAUAAUAAGCAGUAGUGAAAGUAAAUACUGGAAAAACUCAGGCCUGUAUGGGAGUUGAACCCAUGACCUCUGCGAUGCCGAUGCAAUGCUCUUCCGAGCUCACGAGCCAACUGGGAGCGGGCCAUUGUGUUGGUUCAUGAUAAACCCGUGAAGAUAUGAAUGAAUUACUGCAUAUGUGAAUUACUGAAAAUCAUAUUUGUGAUUUUCAUUUAUUCACCGUCAGUAUGGAGGAUACGCAUACUGAUGUUAAGGUGUCACGAAGGGUAACUGAACUACUUAAUCUUUCAACUAUUGCAGGUUAAUCCCUAAUGAUCAGUACUUCUGUGGGAUUUUGUACUUCACUGGCAGUGACGAGUUUAACAGAAGAAUGCGACACGAGGCAUUAGAGAAAGGUUUUACUCUCAAUGAAUAUUCUAUACGGUAAGUGUCUUAUGAUAACGUGCGAAUAGAUACGUGACGAAAGUAUUUUCUGAAGCAGACAACAGAAUGAAGUAGAGCACGUCGUCGACAAGUAACAAGGGACCUUAAGCAAACCACGACGGCGGCGGCAACGAGGACAUAGAAAAACAAAAGAUCUAAUUGGCAGAACAAUAGCUCAGCACGUGUGUUUUAAAACUUUGUACAUUUCUUAGCCGUCCCAUGCAAAACAACAACUUGAAAUCAGCACAAUUUGCGUCGUCUGCGAACCGAAACCGCGACGGCAAAUUACUUUAAGUUCCAUUUAGAACUCAACGCUUCUUUUAUACGUUAUGGUGAAUUUAAGGUGUGGCGUCGUAUGAGACGGUAAACACAUGCAACCAUUUUUGAAAUUCUAAUUAAAGGCAGAAAUUCAUUUUUAAUCGAAGACUUCCUUGGCGUUGCCGUCCUGACUGCUUAAGGUCCCUACUAUCUUCAUCACGACACUUCAGUCUUGCUGUUAACCACCUUGAAGAAUCGCAAUCUCGUAUACAAUAUUGAAAGCAUUUUUUCCUUCCAUUUCAGGCCACUGGGAAGCACAGGUAAGGUUUUUUUUUGUAUAGUGCUUUUAUGGAAAGUAAUGACAGAAAUGCCCCUGGCAACUGUGUUCCACUAUGGUCGAGUGCCCGCCCGCGAUGCAAAGCGGAACGCGGUUACCACGAGACUGGCGAUCACCAUAGAUGUACUAUCUAUAAAAUUGCUUUGGGCAUUUGGUGUAGUUGAAAUGCUGGAGCAUGACGGUGACGCGGUUCGUGGCGGCCAGCAUGCCCUGCUCCGAAUGGAAAUAUUUGGGUUGAACUCUUCGCUCGAGUCAUAGAUCGAGACCUUACACUCUUACACAGUCCCUCUCCGCCCAGGAGUAUGACUAAGUACCCGCCAACUGUACGGGAAACCUAGCGCGAUUAGGAGCCUGCUUCUAGUCACAAUGCUAAAUGCUAAAUGUAUCGACAUCUCUAUGUACGUGAAGUCGUCGUGGACUUUACUGUGGCAUCAUUGAAAUGACAGCUUUUACUCAGAGUUUGUCAUUGCCGUUUAGGUGUACCAGGAGAACCGAUUCCAGUCUCAAGUGAACAAGACAUCUUUGAAAUAAUCGGCAUGGAUUACAAAGAACCGACUGAGAGGAAUCUUUGAGGGAAAUUGCGUCCCAAAAGUCAUUGAUAAUUUUCUCUAAAGCCUUUGUUGUGUGCUUCUCGUACAAUCCACGUUGAAUAACUCUAUUACGGACAUUGCUCUCGCCUCGAGGUUCGAUCGAGGUUGUCAGUAAGCUAUUAAAGCUCUAUCAAAUAAACUAUAACAGGGCUUGAGGACUGAUGUUGGAAAAAGUGAGGCUGUACUUAUAAAUAUACAUUUAUUUAGACGGUGCUACCUUUGUAUUGAUGGUCUCAAUGUGGUAAUGGCUUUUAC